This is a messenger RNA of Aspergillus puulaauensis, 441 nucleotides long. Its product is annotated as YjgH family protein. The coding region runs from base 1 to 441 and encodes 146 amino acids. NCBI's taxonomy places the organism in Eukaryota, Fungi, Ascomycota, Eurotiomycetes, Eurotiales, Aspergillaceae. The transcript has a single exon. The record is from RefSeq and is a predicted model, not a curated record.
AUGACUUCAAACCCAACAUCCGCCGAUAAGCAGUUCUACUCGACGCCAUCCCCAUUCGAGGAGCGAAUCGGGUACUAUCGAGCGGUUCGUCAUGGUCAGCAAGUCUUCGUGUCUGGAACCACUGCAGUCGACCCCGCAUCUCCAGCUGACGCCCCGCAAAUCCUCUACCCUGGCGACGCACGCCGGCAAACGCGCGUGGCACUUGAGGAAUGUAUCAAGGCAGUCCAAGCCCUCGGCGGCAAGGGGCCUGAGAACGUGGUGCGGGUGAGAAUGUUCGUCAGUCGCCCCGAGGACUGCACCGCUGUUGGGGAGGGGUUCACGGAAAUCCUAGGACGCAAGAGCCAGCCGGGCGUCGGGGCAGCAGCGACGAUGUUGGUGGUGCGCAAUGGAUUCGUGGACGAGAGAAUGCUCGUGGAGAUUGAGGUGGAUGCAAUCGUUUAA